Messenger RNA from Paramuricea clavata, 855 nucleotides. The record is from the annotation of a GenBank genome assembly. NCBI's taxonomy places the organism in Eukaryota, Metazoa, Cnidaria, Anthozoa, Malacalcyonacea, Plexauridae.
AUGCAAACUCAUCUUAAAUGUGACAUUCCAUAUAUACCCUGCACGCCCCACAGAAUAAAUACGUCAGUGGAGGUGAGUGUACCAGUAUGUGCACUUUUUGAGCUAUUGCAAGAGCUCUUAGUUUCAGUCACAUCCAGCACUAAGCGAUUCGAUGUUUACCGAGAGAAAGUGAAACAAUCCGACGAAGAACUGUUGAUGCUUCGCAAUCUGUCGGCCACACGUUGGGUAGCACACAAAGAAUCUAUUUGUGCCAUAUGGAGCUCCUACGCAGUCGUAUUAGAAGUCCUUGAGGUCCUGACCGACUCCAAGUACGACACAAAAACACGAGUAAAGGCAGGAGCAUUGCAGGAUAAGAUGAAAUCAUUCAACUUCUUGGUGAUGUUGAUGUUCAUGAAAAACGUCAUAGGUAAGACCAAGUGUUUGACUACAGAAGUUCAAAGCAUCGACAUGAAUAUAAUUGAUACCAUCGAAAAUUUCAAAGCAACCAUUACGAUGCUCGAACACAUCCGCAAUGACAGUGAGGGCCUGGAAAAUCAGAUACAGGCGACUAAGUCUGUGGCCGAACAACAUGGCAUCGAUCCUGAUGACGAAUAUAACAGGCAUCACCGCCAACGCAAGAAGCCUCACCGUAUCGACGAUCACCCUGAAACUGCAGCCAAUCUUUGUCUGGUGGAGCAUUACAGGAAAGAAUUUUUUGCGGUACUUGAUGCCCAAAUAAAUGCAAUAAAGGCAAAUCUGGAGGCUGUUACAAAUAUCCUUCAACCGGCCGUGACCUUGCUUCAACCACCCUACAUUGGCCCAGUCGACAAUACAGAAUUGGUACGGUUCUGUGCUAUGUUUCCAGAGUUGAUGUGA